Molecule: messenger RNA, 913 nt
Organism: Periophthalmus magnuspinnatus
Lineage: Eukaryota; Metazoa; Chordata; Actinopteri; Gobiiformes; Gobiidae
Gene: frg1
Product: FSHD region gene 1
Exons: 9
Coding region: 59-826 (255 amino acids)
Cellular component (GO): catalytic step 2 spliceosome; nucleolus; striated muscle dense body
Molecular function (GO): actin filament binding
Source: RefSeq, a predicted model, not a curated record
GCUUCCGUAUUCAUCUCCACAGCCAAAACAUACCCAUGUCUGACUAGCGAUUUCAAUCAUGGAUGAAUAUUCUCGUGUGAAAUCUACAAAGCUAGUUUUAAAGGGGCAAAGCAAGGGAAAGAAAAAAAAGCACAAGGAUAAGAAGAGAAAAGCUGAAGAUGGCGCAGGCAAACUGGAUAUUGUUGGUGGCUGGUGGGUGGUCAAGCGAUUUGGAGAAAUUACUGGGACAGUUGCCAUAGAGAUGGAGAAUAACGCUUAUGUCCAUGCAUUGGACACAGGACUCUUCACACUCGGAGCUCCACACCCAGAUGACGAAGGACCUGAUCCUCCAGAGCAGUUUACCGCCAUUAAACUGUCCGACACGAGGAUUGCUCUGAAGUCUGGAUAUGGGAAGUAUUUGGGGAUCAACUCAGAGGGUUUGGUGGUGGGACGCUCUGAUGCCAUCGGUGCCAGAGAACAGUGGGAGCCAGUGUUUCAGGAUAAUAAAAUGGCUCUACUGGCUGCCAAUAGCUGCUUCAUCUCCUAUAGUGAAGGCGGGGACAUCGAGGCCAAGAACAAGACUGCGGGAGAGGGCGAGAUGGUGAAGAUUCGGACCAAUACGGAGAAGGAGGUGAAGCAGAAGGAUGACUUGGCAGAUGAAGACAGGGGGAAUGUCAAGUCCUGUGAGGUCAAUUAUGUAAAGAAGUUCCAGAGUUUCCAGGAUCGCCGGCUCAGGGUCAAUGAGGAAGACUCCACUACGUUAAAGAAAGCCAGAGUGGAUGGGAAGUUUCAUGAGGCUCUGUUGGACAGGAGGAGUAAAAUGAAAGCAGACAGGUACUGCAAGUGAAGACAUGGUGAAGACAAGGAGCAGUUUGUUAUUAUUAUUAUUGUUUUUAUUUCUUUGUGGAAAUUAUGUUUUUAAUAAACAAUACAU